Pelobates fuscus (common spadefoot toad) is the source of this 6482-nucleotide messenger RNA. RefSeq names its product periplakin (gene PPL). Gene Ontology annotation, molecular function: cadherin binding; structural molecule activity. Lineage: Eukaryota; Metazoa; Chordata; Amphibia; Anura; Pelobatidae. Gene Ontology annotation, biological process: wound healing; intermediate filament cytoskeleton organization. The transcript has 22 exons. Gene Ontology annotation, cellular component: membrane; intermediate filament; cytoplasm. The coding region runs from base 249 to 5540 and encodes 1763 amino acids. The record is from RefSeq and is a predicted model, not a curated record.
GCCAGUUCACGCCUCUCUCCUACCUGUAGAGCAGGAUCCACUCAUUGCUGAGUAUUCCUCCCAAGGCAGCACCCAGACAGGACACCAAGUGCCAGGCAGCACCCACAGGAGACCAGAGGGGGCACCCAGUUCAUACCAGCACUCACAGGGCUAGAUCUCACUCUGACUGCUCCUCCAAGCAGGGGAGGGUACCCUAAACCCUAGCACUAAGUCCUGGAACUUCACUUCACCCACAGGGCACUGCCAACAUGACCUCCUUCUUUAAAAAGCGAACUACUGGCAAAUACAGCCCCAGUGGCCCGAGCGUCCAACCCAAACUGGUCUCCAACAAGGAGCUGUCAGAUCUCAUCGAGAGGCUGCAGAAAAAUGCCGACCAGGUGGAGCGCAAUGUGGUGGAGACAGACUCCAAGCUGCAGAAGGAUGUGGAUAAGUUAGUUGCCUCUCAGCCAGUGAUGUAUAGGGACGCAACUUCAUCAAAUAUUUUGGACUCCGAAAAACUGUUAGUGGUCCUUGAGACGGACGCAGUUCUGGCGCGGCAGCUGAAUCACCCGCAAGCAGAGAUGAUAACGGAGGACAUCCGGCAGCUGAAGGGACGUCUUGCAAGUCAGAGACAGAAGCACGAGCAAAUUUAUAACCAUUCGGUGCCAUCAGGACAGGCUCCCAAAGUCAACUGGAGUAAACUGAUUGAUGACAACAUGGAUUUGGUCAGUGGUCAGGGAUUUGCCACGGAUUUGCCAAAUUUGGAGAAGCAGAUUGAGGAGCACAAUAUAUUCCACAAUCAGGUCAAAGCCAUCGGAGACCAAGUGAACAAAGACCCCGACAAGGAGUAUGUGAGCACCCUGCAGGUUAAAUAUCAGAAGCUUUUGGCUGCAUCCCAGAAGCGUCAGAGGGACCUGAACACCCUGCAGGAUUACAUGCAGCGCUGCACCAACGAGCUAUACUGGCUGGACCAGCAGGAGAAAGAAAGAAUGGAAUAUGACUGGAGCGAUCGCAAUACGGACUACAUCAGCCGCAGGCGACAGUAUGAGAAUUUCAUUCAACGAAGCUUGGAAGCCAAGGAACAAGAGAUCAACAAACUACAGGAGGAGGGAGAUAAGCUCUUGGCAUCUGGACACCCAGGGAAAAUCCCUAUAGAGGCUCACAUGGAUGCUGUCCACGCUGAUUGGAAGGAAUAUCUCAACCUCUUAAUCUGUGAGGAGAGCCAUCUAAAGUACAUGGAGGAUUACCACCAGUUCUACAGAGACGCCAAAGACUCCCAGGAACUCCUGAAGAAGGUGGACACAGAUUUGGACCAUAAGUACAGCCCAGACUUUAAGGAUAAAUAUCAAAUUGAAGCCCAGCUGCGAGAGCUCGAGGACCAGGAGAAGGCACUGGACAAGUACGAAGAUGUUGUAUCUUCCUUACAAAAGCGCAGUCAUCAGGUUGCUCCUCUCAAAUUCCGCAGGGAGACCCCACUGAAACCCAUCCCAGUUGAGGCUCUGUGCGACUUUGUCUCUGAUGAGGGUGAGAUAACUCGCAGCUCAAACUACACUCUGAAGUCCAAUAAAGGAGAGAAGUGGGAGGUGAUAGACAGCCAUGGAAAGAAAUUGGUUGCUCCUGGUGUUUGUUUCAUGAUUCCCCCAACAGACCCUGAGGCCAUCGCCCUUGGAGACAGCAUCGGCAACCAAUACCGAGCCACAAAGCAGAAAGCCGUCAAAGACCGGGGUGCAUUGCUCCAGCGUUACGACGACCUGAAGAGAGAAUCCAACAAGGCUGUUUCAAGUUCCCAGGAUACCCAGGGCCGUCAGCUUCUCGCAGGGAUGGACAAAGUCAUCAGUGACCUGGACCGGCAAGAGAAGGGCAUCAGCUUCCAACUACGACCCCCGCUGGAGCAAAACAGGGGAGUGCAGGACAGCUCGGAAAGGCUAAAGGAGCUCAAGAAUAUCUCCAAUCAAGUACGUCGUAUCGAGCCUGAGAAGAGCCAACGUGUCCAAGAGUGUGACGUCUACUUGAAAAACAACCAAGAUGUCUCCAGUUCUCCUAUCCUACGAAGCAAAAUGUCAGAAACCAACAAUAAGUACGACCGCGUCAAUGACCUCCUCAAUUCUGCCCAGGAGAAACUUGAUGGAGCCAAUCGCCUAGAGAACAGCCUGCAAAAGAGCCGUGACCUGCUUUCCACAUAUGAGACCAAACUUUCUCAAGAUGACACUGUGCCUGAGGACCCACGUGCAGCGGAUAAAAAACUGCAAGAGUUGACUGCAAUGAGCUCGGAACUGCAAAUGGGGAGAGGGGUCCUUGCCGAAGCAGAACAGAAUCUUCACAACAGUAAGCUGAUAUGUAAUAACAUGGCCAAUCGCUUCCAGGAGCAUUGCCCAGAUAUUGAACGCCAAGAGGCCGAGGUGUCAAAACUUAACAAACGUUACAGCCAACUGGAUCAACAGAUUCAGAGCAGAUCACAAGCUUUGCAAAAAGCGAAGACAGCUUAUUCUGGCUACCACAACAACUACGACAACCUCAACCAAUGGCUACUUAAUGUACCCAACUAUGAGCCCAAGGAAUCGGACAGUGUCAAGCAAGUUGAGACCAAACUAAAGAAUCAACGGCUCCUGCUAGGGGAAUUUGCAGAUCGAGAGCAAGACAUGAUUCAUGUUUCGGAGAGUGCCCAGCAGUAUCAGCAAGCAGUAAAGGAUUACGAGCUGGAUGCUGAGAAACUGAGGUCCAUGUUGGACAUGGAGAACAGAAGGAGCAGUUACAGCAAACGUGCUAGAAUCCAAUCUUCUGCCACUAAAGUAAAGGAAGAGGAGGCAGACCUAUCGGCGAGAUUUACUGAAGCCGGCGCGGUCAAUAAGCAGAGACUGCAAACACUGGAAUUUGCACAGAGCCUUCUGCGCCAGCAACCAGAGGUAGAAGUCCAACAGCAAUCAGUUCAGAUGAAUCGUUCUGAGAGGCCUGCAGAGGAAACUUGGAAGAUAAAGAAUAUGUUGGAUGAUGAAGUCCAGCGUAGACAGCAGUUGGAAACAGAAAUCAAGAGCACACGUGAUGAGAUAGUCUUUCUACAAAACCAGAAACCUCAGGAGACUGUUGUUAAGAAAGAAGUCCUGAAAAAAGUACCAGACCCACAACUGGAAGAAGAGUAUCACAGGGUCCUGGAGAAAGUCUCAGAAGAACAGCGCAAAAACAAGUCGUUGGAGGAUGAGUUGAAUUCCCUGAGGCUGAAGGUACGGACAUUGGAGUAUGAGCAAAAGGAAGGAGGACAAGAAUAUGUAGUAAAGGAAGUCUUAAGGAUUGAGAAGGACAAGGAGCAGCAUGAAGAAUAUCUAAGGCUCAAGGAAGAGUUAGAAGAUCUCAAGAGACAGAAAGGAUCAAAGCAAAGUGAGAUUGCAAGCUUGAGGGAGCGAUUGCUCAUCUUGGCAGAACAAAAGAACAAGCAGCAGGAAAGAAUUACAGAAAAGGAGGUCGUCAAGCUGCAGAAUGAUCCUCAGCUAGCUGCAGAGUAUAAACUACUUCAGGAAAAUAAACAGAGAGAGAGUGCACAAAGGCAGAAGGAGGAAGAGGAACUGAUCCUGCUUCAAGAUCAGCUAAAACGUCUUGAAAAAGAGCGUGCCAUGGCCGAAGGCAAGAUUACAGUAAAGGAAGUGCUGAAGGUGGAGAAAGACCUGGAAAGUGAGAAGGAGUUGGCCGACUUACAAAGACAGUAUGAAGACGAGACCUCAAAAAUACGUAUAAAUAUGCGUGAGAAGAAUGAACUUAUCCGGAAAAUCAACAUUUUGGAAGUAGAGAAUUCCAAAGUUAUUGUACAAGAAAAGGUACGUGAGAUUGUUCGUCCUGACCCUAAAGCAGAAAGUGAAUUAGCAAACCUGCGCCUUGAGCUGAUUGAGCAGGAAAGGAAAUACAGAGCAUCUGAGGAACAACUGAAGGUUCUAAAGAAUGAGUUGACAGUAACAAAGCAGAGAGGACCACAGGUGGAGGUAAAGGAGGUAACUAAAGAAGUCAUCAAGCACAAGACUGACCCAGAAUUAAUGGCAGAAUUGUAUAAACUCCGCGAAGAGAUCCUUGAGAAGACUAGAGUGGUAGAACGCUCAGAGCUAGAGAUCACUAAAUUGAAACAGGAGAUCCAAAGCUGGAUAGAUACCAAACCUCAGGUGCAGAUCAAAGAGGUGGUCCAGGAGGUAAUCCAAUACAGAGACGAUCCCACUACCAAGAAUGAAGUAGAGAGCCUGAGAUCCCAGUUGGCUGAGGAGCAGAAGAAGUCUUUGGAACUUGAAAGGGAGAGAAUGGCUCAAGAAGAUAAGAUAAGACAAAAAGAAAGGGAAUUGUCACAAGUGAGAGAGAAGAUAGUUCAACAAGAGGUGGUGAAAUUUGAAGAAGAUCCUUUGCUUAAAUCAGAGGUCAACAGUUUCUCAAAGAAUAUUGAAAAUGAGCUAAAACAAAAGGACUCCCUGCAGGAAGAACUUCUUAAGUUGCAGUGGCGCAAGUCAGAACUUGAGAGGCAACUUGAAGAGCUCGAUAGAGAGCGACAAGCUAGGCGAGAUGCAGAGCUUGAGAUUAAAAAAUUGAAGAUGAAGCUGAAUGAGCUGGAACAGAGGGAGUUUGAAACCAAAGAAAAAGUCACUCUAAAACAAAAAGUAGUCCUGCAACAAGAUCCACAGCAAGAGAAAGAGCAUAACUUAUUAAAACUCCAGGUAGAGGACGAGAGGCACAGAAGGCAGAUGCUGGAAGCAGAGCUGGGAGCAUUACGUAAUAAAGUCAUCACACUAGAAAAAAUGGAAGUAAAAGAAAAAGUUGUUUUCACAGAGAAAAUUGAAGUAGAAAAGGAUCCAGAAACAGAGAAUGACAUACAGAGGCUGAAGGUCAGUUUGGAAGAUGAGAAUAAGCGCAAGAGAGAGCUGGAAUCUGAAAUUAAUCGCCUUCAAUCCCAUUUGGCUGAACUUGAAUUUAGCAACUCCAAAUCCAACAAGGAGUUAGAGUAUCUGAGGGAAGAGGUCCACAAACUGCAGAUGGACAAACAGAAUUUGCAGAUGGAGGCCCGUCACCUCCAGUCGGAGAUUCAGAUCACCAUAAAGGAGGCACAGGAUCUGAGAAAUAUGACUCAGAUAGACAGUGGUGUGAACCUAGACUCACGCCUGUCUUCCUUAGAAGCAGAAUUGAAAGAACUCCAGAAAAUAUGCAAAGACAAAGAUAAUGAGAUUGAUCAAUUAGAGAGACGUCUGGAGACCAUGGCAAUCAAAAGAGAACAGAGAGAGAACCACCUACGUCGGUCCAUUGUGGUCAUCGACCCAGAUACAGGUAGAGAGAUGUCACCGGAAGAAGCUCGCAAUUUGGGCUUGAUCGACUGGAAGAUGUUUGUCAAUCUCCAGAGCCAAGAAUGCGACUGGGAAGAAAUCACAAUCAAGGGGCCCAAUGGUGAAUCUUCUAUGAUUCAUGACAGGAAAUCUGGAAAGAAGUUUGACAUUGAAGAAGCCCUGAGGAGUGGGCGAAUCAGCAAACGUCAAUACGAGAGUUACCUCAACAAAGAUAUGCCGAUUCAAGAAUUUGCAGCUUUAGUGUCUGGCAAGAAAUAAAACGAUCUACUCAAUGCCCACUUACAGUGGGUUAUAAAAAGGGACAUUAAACCGAUGAAGCUACCCCUUUAGCCUGAUGCAUACAUACACAGAAUAACUGCCUUUUUCUACUUUGGCAGAAACCCAACAAUUCUGCUCUGACCCAACACCAGCAAUCUUAUGGUUCCUGGUUUCUUGCAGUCUUCUGAAAUUUGAGAAAGCAAUAGACUCGUCCCCUAUGUCAUACUUUAACUCAAGUCACAAUCCAGGUGUCCUUAUCUACUCUAACUUCAAGGCAGGCCCUUCACUGCCAAGAGCAUAGCACAUAAAACAUUCUAAUUAGCUGUCCACCAGGGGCCACGACAUCUGAAAGCUCUAAGUCAUGUUGUAUCCUUUUAUUCUUUCGUGAUGAGAUUCUCUUCAGUUUCUGCACAGCUUUUUUUUUUUUUUUAAUCAUAUUACAACUUUAAAAUAGAGAUUGUUACAAACAAAUAUUCCAUUGAAUUUGCUAUGAGUUAUUGGUUUGAUGUUCCACGUUAUUCUCGAAUGAAAUAGGUCAGAAAACUAUGUUUAGGCAACACGCACUGAAUAAUAUAGACAUGUCGAGUGUAAGAACAAGAAAAUUAGUUAAGACAAAUACCACUAAAACUGAAAAUCACAACACAUACUACUGGUGCAAUUCUCCUAUGCCAUCCUUGGGCAGAAUGUUAUAUAGUAUAUAAUAGGUUUGGUAAGUGGCUUAGGUAAACACAGUUAUAGCAUCUCUCCUUUUACACAGCUACCGUGGUGCCUUUGCUUACUAAAAGCUUCCCAAUGCAAUCUCAUGGCGUUAGCCAUAGCUGCAUCCUGAUUCAUGCCUACCUUUCAUUUAUUUUCUCAGUGGGAAUGGGGGAAAUUUGGUAAAAAACUAAACUGUAUUUUAUUUAUGUAAACAAUAAUAAAGAAAUGGUGGUUUUGAAUGUA